ACUUCAGGCUGCCAUCUGACCCUGGUUUCUUGGAGUGCCGUCGUACUCAAGGGAACCAUGCAUUCCAAACAUUAUUAUUUCCUUGCACAAAUACAAACUGUAGCGUGGCCAGGAAUCGCCGGCAACUUGUGCGCUUGCACUGAAAACAAAACACUGGAAGGAUGUUACUUUUCCUGGUCAUUUCGUCUGUGAUUUCGAUUGAACUGUGAUGUUUCCACAUAAUGGGUCAUCUGUACAGCGGUUAGAUGAAAGAUUACUUUGAUCAAACUGCUGCAAUUUGCGAUCCUCGCUCUGUCUAUCCCUGAUUGGAAUGCGAGAGGAGAAUGGGGAGGAACCGAUUUGUCUAUCCAGAAUGGAUAUAACCUCAACAACUUUUGCUGCGCCGAACUCAUCAGAGGAUACGAAUUCCACGAGUGCCCCGAGGCCUCUGCCUCACUCCCAGAGCGCGGCCGUCUUCAUCGUGCUCAUGGUCACUGUUAUCAUUCUGGUGACGAUCGUGGGAAAUGUACUGGUUGUGGUGGCCGUUUUCACCAGCCGUGCGCUCCGUGCGCCGCAGAAUCUCUUCCUUGUCUCCUUGGCAUCGGCAGAUAUCUUAGUGGCUACCUUGGUCAUACCUUUCUCCCUCGCCAACGAGGUCAUGGGUUACUGGUACUUUGGGAGCACCUGGUGUGCCUUCUACCUGGCCCUUGACGUCCUCUUCUGCACGUCCUCCAUUGUGCACCUCUGCGCCAUAAGCCUGGACAGGUACUGGUCUGUAACCAAAGCUGUUAGCUAUAACCUGAAGAGGACGCCAAAGCGUAUUAAGUGUAUGAUCACCGUGGUCUGGGUCAUAUCUGCGGUCAUCUCUUUCCCACCGUUGCUUAUGACCAAACACGACGAGCACGAGUGCUUGCUCAACAACGAAACAUGGUAUAUUCUCUCGUCUUGCCUGGUCUCAUUUUUCGCCCCUGGACUAAUCAUGAUUCUGGUGUAUUGUAAAAUAUAUAGAGUGGCCAAGCAGCGCGCAUCGACCGUGUUUGCGGCCAAGAACGGGAUGGAGAGACAGCCUUUGGAGUCGGAAACUUGCUUUGUGCCCAGGGGGAAAUUUGAGGUGGAGAGCCCCAGCAGCCCCAGUUUAGGUGGCCACCCACGGAAAGGAGAGCUGGACGAUAUAGACCUGGAAGAGACCUGUGCCCCCGAUAGCAAACCCAAGAAAUGCCACUUCUCCAAGAGAGGGAAAGUGGAGGGUGCGAACACGUUCACAAAACAGAGUUGCCGCGCGCCAUCGGCUUCGAAACGCAACGCACAGCUCUCUCAGGAGCAAAGGACGAGACAGAUGUCACUGUCAAAGACAAAACUGGCACAGAUGCGUGAAAAGCGCUUUACAUUUGUCCUUGCAGUGGUGAUGGGGGUGUUUGUACUCUGCUGGUUCCCAUUCUUUUUUACAUACAGUCUGCACGCAAUAUGCAGAGAUAGUUGCCCGAUUCCGGAUGCUCUCUUCAAUCUGUUUUUCUGGAUUGGUUACUGUAACAGUUCAGUGAACCCUAUAAUUUAUACAAUAUUUAAUCGCGAUUUUCGGAGAUCUUUCAAAAAGAUCAUAUGCCAGACUUCACACACAUAACGUUUAUUUCAAUCCCCCCCCCUCCGUGUGUGUCUCUGUGUCUGUGUGUCUGUCUGUGUGUCUGUCUGUCUGUGUGUCUGUCUGUCUGUCUGUCUGUCUGUCUGUCUGUCUGUCUGUCUGUCUGUCUGUGUGAAUGAAUGAAUAAAAUAGAGAGAGGAAGGAGUGAGUGCCUGCUUACGUUCUGUUGCGUUUAGUAUCUGUCAAUUGAUUAGCCUACUUAGGGGAUGUGUAACACUUGUUUGUAGAAUACUGCAAUACUAUUUUUUUUUAAAUUUAACCUACUUUUUACGUCUUGUAACAUGGACUUCAAAUUUGAAGAACUGAGUUUGUAACCUUCAGAUGAUGUUUCUGUGUACUUAAAUGUAUCAGUUUGAAAAUCCUAAUUGGCAUAUUUGAUAACUAAAAGCAAAUAUCGGUACCAGUAUCUGAUCUACAUAUUAGAGAAGCAUGAGUCAGCCUGCACUGCUAUGCUUUUAGGUGUUGUUCAUUUCGCAGUGUGCUGUUAAUAAUACAUUAAAGGGUGAGAAGGGCUUACCAAGAAACAUUUCCAAAAGGUCUAAUUUGAGGUGAAAAGGAGUUGGAGUACAGCCUUAUUCUAAAAUGUAUUUUAAAAAAUGAUCAUAAAUCUACACACAAUACCACAUAAUGACAAAGCAAAACCGUUUUUUAGAAAUCAUUACAAAUGUAUUUCAAAUAAAAAAACAGAUAUACCUUAUUUACAUAAGUAAUCAGACCCUUUGCUAUGAGACUCGAAAUUGAGGUCACGUGCAUCCUGUUUCCAUUGAUCUUCUUUGAGAUGUUUCUACAACUUGAUUGAAGUCCACCUGUGGUAAAUUCAAUUGAUUGGAUAUGAUUUGGAAAGGCACGCACCUCUCUAUAUAAGUUCCCACAGUUGAAGGGGGAGAAGGGCCUUGGUCAAGGAGGUGGCCAAGAACCCAAUGGCCACUCUGACAGAGCUCCAGAGUUCCUCUGUGGAGAUGGGAGAACCUUCCAGAAGGACAACCAUCUCUGCGGCACUCCACCAAUCAGGCCUUUAUACUGUAGUACAGUGGCCAGAUGUAAGCCACUCCUCAGUAAAAGGCACAUGACAGCCUGCUUGGAGUUUGCCAAAAUGCACCUAAAGGACUCUUAGACCAUGAGAAACAAGAUUCUCUGGUCUUUGACCUGAAUGCCACGCGUCAUGUCUGGAGGAAACCUGACACCAUCACUACGGCGAAGCAUGGUGGUGGCAGCAUUGUGCUUAUGGGGAUGUUUUUCAGCGGCAGGGACUGGGAGACUAGUCAGGAUCGGUGGAAAGAUGAACGGCACAGAGUAUAGAGGGAUCCUUGAUGACAACCUGCUCCAGAGAGCUCAGGACCUCAGACUGGGGCCAAGGUUCACCUUCCAACAGGACAACGACCCUAAGCACACAGCCAAGACAACGCAGGAGUGGCUUCGGGACAAGUCUCUGAAUGUCUUUGAGUUGUCCAGCCAGAGCCCGGACUUGAACCAGAUCGAACAUCUCUGGAGAGACCUGAAAAUAGCUGUGCAGCAACACUCACCAUCCAAUCUGACAGAGCUUGAGAGGACCUGCAGAGAAGAAUGGGAGAAACUCCCGAAAUACAGUUGUACCUGGCUUGUAGCGUCCUACCCAAGAAGAUUCGAGGCUUUAAUCGCUGCUAAAGGUGCUUCCAUUUACUUAUGUAAAUGUGAUAUUUCAGUUUAUUGUUUUUAAUAAAUUAGCCCAAAAAUUCUACAAACCUGUUUUUUAAUUUGUCUUUACGCGGUAUUGUGUUUAGAUUGAUUUUAGAAUAAGGCUGUAAUGUAACAAAAUGUUUAAAAAGUCAAGGGGUCUGAAUACUUUACAAAUGCACUGUAUAUAGUGUAAAUUAAACAGACAUUUUGGACUUCUAAACAAGUAGUGAUUUAGCACAACAGAGAGUUACCGCAAGUCUCAAAUAAAAUAGGAGCUGCCUUCACUAUUCCAGCACCAUUUCAACUACAACAUUUCAACAUUAUCUCAUGCUUGCUCACUAGCCUAACUUCCUUUCAUGGGCAACGAUGCGCCAGGCCAGCUAGUUAUGAUUAACAUACUACAUCUAGCUACAUGUUGAACUUCCAACCUCUUAGGCCAGGGCACAAUGUAUUAAUUUAUGAUUGGAUCAGAAUCACAGUUAUAAUCAUUGGCCAGUACGGAGAAUUAAGUAAAACCACAAGUCCAAAUCCCUAUCUUCAUCCAUGGCUGUUGGCUAAUUUAGGAAAGGGACUAUUUUAGCUAGUUAGCUAGCCAUCGUAGGACAACGACACAACGAGAUGCAGCAAUUCAAUUUUUUUUCUGUCAAUGAUGUUUGGCUUCUGAUGUGUUGUGAUUGGUCUGAAGCCAAAUCCAAACCGGCUUUCCUUUCGUUGAAUGCUACAGGCGGCAACAAUGGCAUGCUCUAUUUGACCAGACGGCAUCAGAUAAAUACACUACACAUACUGAGACAGAGGGGUGCUGUUUCGUUUACUCGGAUGCUUUCUCCGGUGAGAUACUGUCACGCCCUGACCUUAGAGAUCCUUAUUUAUUCUCUAUGUUUGGUUAGGUCAGGGUGUGACUCGGGUGGGAAAAUCUAUGUUUUCUAUUUCUUUGUUGUUUUUGCCUAGUGUGGUUCCCAAUCAGAGGCAGCUGUCUAUCGUUGUCUCUGAUUGGGGAUCAUAUAUAAGUUGUCAUUUUCCAUUUGGGUUUUGUGGGGUGUUGUUUUCCGUUUAGUAUCUGUGCCUGAUGGAACUGAGGGAUUCUUGACAAUAAAGAUCAUGAACACUUUCCACGCUGCGUUUUGGUCCACUCUUCCUUACGACAACGAGCGUUACAGAUACAUUCAGCUUCUUACGUAUUGAAGGACAUUUAUGAAAUAGAGAGAGACGAAAGAUCAAUUAUUUUGUAUGUUUUUUUCUUGGUACAUUUUAUUGUGAAGCCUGGCUUCCUUUGGCAUCCACAAAUACACGCCACCGAUUAGUCUUUAUGUCAACAUAAUUGUGUUUUGAUGUAUUUCUGCUACAUUUUAAGACUUUUCUGGUAGAUGUUUUCGAAGACACCUUUUCCAUCUGUUUGUCCAGAGAUCAAAGCUUAUACUUAUGCCUAAUGUUAAGAUGGAAAAUGGUUGAAAAUUAUAUCUAUGCCUACAUUUCCCUUAUUUGACACCCAAUUUGAUAUGCUCCUAUGAACUUCAUGUUGGUGCUCAUGGGUAAUUUUCAAUGGAAAAUGCCCCUUGGCUAAAGCCAUAUUGGUCCAAUAUCAUAUGUUUUGUCACAUCUCUUUGAGAACAAAAAUCAUACCCAAUAGUUGAUUCACAGCUGCCUAUUUACACUCUGUAUCAUUUGUUUGCAAUUGCAAAU
Oncorhynchus keta (chum salmon) is the source of this 4954-nucleotide messenger RNA. It is a transcript of the gene adra2db, whose product is annotated as adrenergic, alpha-2D-, receptor b. Gene Ontology annotation, cellular component: membrane. The coding region runs from base 311 to 1600 and encodes 429 amino acids. Gene Ontology annotation, molecular function: adrenergic receptor activity. Gene Ontology annotation, biological process: adenylate cyclase-activating adrenergic receptor signaling pathway. The transcript has a single exon. The record is from RefSeq and is a predicted model, not a curated record. Lineage: Eukaryota; Metazoa; Chordata; Actinopteri; Salmoniformes; Salmonidae.